This is a messenger RNA of Rana temporaria (common frog), 4920 nucleotides long. It is a transcript of the gene WDR17, whose product is annotated as WD repeat domain 17. Gene Ontology annotation, molecular function: protein binding. The record is from RefSeq and is a predicted model, not a curated record. Lineage: Eukaryota; Metazoa; Chordata; Amphibia; Anura; Ranidae. The transcript has 30 exons. Bases 456 to 4358 code for a protein of 1300 amino acids.
UUUUGCUGGAGAGAAAAAGCAGGAUUCGGCAGUCUUCUGGAAGCUGCUGAAAUCUGGAAUGGACAUGGAAAUCCUUAAGUGGUUCACAAAAUAUGACACCUAUGUCAAGGUAGGCAUACCUCUUCCAGAUGUUUAGCCAUGCACUGUAUUUCAAGGACGGCAGGAUUUGGACUCUUUUAAUAGACUGCUGCUUUUUUUAUUUUAUUUUUAGCCUUUUUUUUUUUUAAAUGGACCUCUUUGAAUAGGAACGGAAGAGGGCUCAGUUUACUGCAGAAGAAGCUGGAUACAAAGCGUUAUGUUUUUUUUUUUUCUGCUUUCUUCCAUCUCCGUGGAAACUGCAAUAAUCUUUGAUAUCAAGCGCUAUUGCAUUGCGAAUAUUGUACUGGUACCCUGGAUGUGUUCUAGCAGCCUUGUUUGUUAUUCCUGGGAGGUAUGCAGAGGCGAUCUAAAAAAAGAUGCAGCUAUUGAGUGAUAAGAAAAAGGCAAAGAUGUCUCAAGUGAAGCAAGUAGGUCUUUUAGCUGCUGGGUGCCAGCCAUGGAACAAAGAUGUGUGUGCUGCUAGUGGAGACAGAUUUGCUUACUGUGCCACUCUAGCUAUAUAUGUAUAUCAGCUGGAUCACAGAUACAAUGAAUUUAAACUAUGUGCAAUUAUGUCAGAGCACAAAAAGACAAUCACAGCCAUCUCCUGGUGCCCUCAUAACCCUGACAUGUUUGCCAGUGCCAGUGCGGACAAUCUAGUGAUCAUUUGGAAUGUGGCCGAACAGAAAGUGGUGGCCAGACUUGACAGCACAAAAGGAAUGCCAGCCUCACUGAGUUGGUGUUGGAAUUCGGGUGAUGCCGUAGCCUUUGUCUCACACAGAGGGCCCCUUUAUAUUUGGACUAUCUCUGGACCAGAUAGUGGUGUGGCUGUUCACAAAGAGGCCCACAGCUUUCUGUCAGACAUCUGUCUGUUUCGGUGGCAUCCAAGAAAAAAAGGAAAAGUUGUCUUUGGACAUACAGAUGGCAGCCUUUCCGUUUUCCAACCAGCUUGCAAGAGUCAGAAGCAUGUACUAAGACCAGAAUCACUGGAAGGAACAGAUGAGGAGGAUCCAGUGACAGCACUAGAAUGGGAUCCACUAUCCACGGAUUACCUUCUUGUUGCUAAUUUACACAAUGGGAUUCGACUAGUAGACUCUGAUUCCUUAUCUUGUAUCACUACAUUCAGUUUUCCAAGUGCAGCAGCAUCUGUCCAGUGCUUGGCCUGGGUCCCCACGGCUCCGGGCAUGUUCAUAACAGGAGAUUCCCAGGUUGGUGUAUUACGGGUAUGGAAUGUUUCAAAGACAACACCUAUAGAUAAUUUCAAAUUGAAGAAGACUGGUUUCCAUGCAUUACAUGUCCUCAACUCCCCUCCCAAGAAAAAAACAUUUUUAGCACAGUCCCCUACGAAGAACCACCACACAUCAUCCACUAGUGAGGCUGUCCCCCCUCCCACGCUGACACAGAACCACGCCUUCUCACUGCCUCCCGGUCAUGCUGUGUGUUGUUUCAUGGAUGGAGGAGUUGGCCUUUAUGACAUGGGUGCUAAGAAGUGGGAUUUUUUGCGGGAUUUGGGCCACAUUGAAACCAUCUUUGAUUGCAAAUUCAAACCGGACGAUCCAAAUUUAUUGGCUACAGCAUCAUUUGAUGGUACAAUAAAAGUCUGGGACAUCAACACACUGACAGCCGUGUACACGUCACCAGGAAAUGAAGGUGUUAUCUACUCUUUGUCCUGGGCACCAGGAGAUUUAAAUUGUAUAGCAGGUGCAACAUCAAGGAAUGGAGGUUUCAUCUGGGAUGUUAAGAAAGGGAAAAUGAUAACACGAUUCAACGAGCAUGGAAAAAAUGGCAUUUUCUGUAUCUCUUGGAGCCAUAAAGAUUCUAAGCGCAUUGCCACAUGCAGUGGAGAUGGAUUCUGCAUUAUUCGCACAAUUGAUGGGAAGGUUUUGCACAAGUAUAAACACCCAGCGGCUGUGUUUGGAUGUGACUGGAGCCAAAACAACAAAGAUAUGAUUGCAACUGGAUGUGAAGAUAAAAAUGUGAGAGUUUAUUAUUUAGCCACCAGCUCUGACCAGCCGCUGAAGGUUUUUACUGGACAUACAGCAAAAGUUUUCCACGUUCGGUGGUCUCCACUUAGGGAAGGAAUCCUCUGCAGUGGUUCAGACGAUGGAACUGUGAGGAUCUGGGACUACACACAAGAUGCUUGCAUAAAUGUUCUAAGCGGCCACACAGCACCAGUCCGAGGAUUAAUGUGGAAUACAGAGAUCCCGUACCUUUUAAUAUCUGGCAGUUGGGAUUAUACAAUUCGAGUCUGGGAUACAAGGGAUGGGACAUGUCUGGACACUGUAUAUGACCAUGGGGCAGAUGUAUAUGGCUUAACCUGCCAUCCUAAUCGACCAUUUACUAUGGCAUCUUGCUCCCGGGACUCCACGGUUCGCCUCUGGUCUCUAACACCAUUGAUUUCACCUUUACAAAUAAAUAUCCUGGCAGAUCGUACUUGGGAAGAAAUUAUUGGUAACACUGAUCGUGCCAUGGAGCCUGGCGCUCCACCGUUACUGUGUGGAAAAGUGUCCCGUGAUAUUAAACAAGAAGUAGACAAACUGACUGGCAACCUCAGGGGGAAGAAAUUAAGAUGGUUUUCAGAAUGUCUUUCUCCUCCAGGAGGCAGUAAAAAUGUAUGGGACUUGGUAGCAGUGUUAAAAGGUCAAGAUGACAGUCUUCUCCCACAGAACUACUGCAAAGGGAUUAUGCAUAUGAAGCAUCUUGUCAGAUUUAAGACAUCUAAAGCCCAGGAGCUAACAACAGUGAAGAUGUCCAAGUUCGGUGGUGGCAUUGGUGCUCCAAGCAAAGAAGAGAGGCUAAAAGAAGCUGCAGAGAUCCAUUUGAGACUCGGACAGAUCCAAAGAUAUUGUGAACUGUUAGUCGAACUUGGAGAGUGGGAUAAAGCGCUAUCAGUGGCUCCUGGUGUUUCUAUGAAAUACUGGAAAAAAUUAAUGCAAAGAAGAGCGAGUCAGCUCAUUGAAGAGGAAAAUGAUGAUGUCAUUCCCUACUGCAUAGCUACUGGGGAUGUGAAAAGAUUGGUACAUUUCUUUACCUCCAGAGGGCAACUUAAAGAGGCUUUACUUGUGGCACAGGCAGCUUGUGAAGGCAACAUACAGUCUGAUCAUGUUUCAGUAACGACUGUAUCCCCAACUGAAGGCAACAAUGUGGAAGAUUAUACGGGGCUUCUGCAUCGAGUCAGUACAGAACUGGCAGAGUGGUAUUUCCAAGAUGGGCGGGCUGUACUUGCAGCAUGCUGCCAUUUGGCAGUGGACAACAAUGAACUGGCCAUGGCCAACCUCAUUCGUGGCAAUGAGCUGGAACUGGCGGUAUGUGUCGGCACGGUCCUUGGAGAGAGUGCUGCUGAAGCCACUCAAUAUGCACUGGAACUACUGGCAAGGAAAUGCAUGACAGUAACAACAUGCUUUCCAUCUCUUGGAUACAGGGAUUUGGCAGCAGAUCUUCUGAGAAUGAUACCUGACAAUGAGCUCUUCUUAGUCAAGCUGUGCGCUUUUUACCCGGGCUGCACUGCAGAGAUUAACGACCUUCACAGCAAAUGUAACUUGCCAUGUUUGGAAGAGUGUGUACAGAUGGCAGAGACCAGUUAUGCAGAUGGAGACAUCUUCCAAGCUGUCAAAUACCACUUGUUAAGUUCAGAACCAGAAAAGGCCCUGCCUAUAGGGAUCAGUUUUGUAAAAGAACAAAUCAGCAGUGCUGACUGGACCUUGGAUUCCAUUUGUCCAAUCCUUGAGCUUCUCAGUUACAUCAGAACAGAAAGAUUAGUACUUCAUAAAUGUAGUGAAGUACGCAAUGAACUGCUCAUACUCUGUGGAUACACUGGAGCUUUACUGGCUAUUAGAAGGCACUAUAUCAGCAUUGUUCCUGCACUUUAUGAAUAUACAAGUCAGCUUUUGAAACGUCGGGAAGUGUCUGUUCCCUUACAGAUUGAGCAGCUCUCAGUGGAACUGGAUGCAUGGAGAGCGUGUACCCUAUCCACUAAGUCAGCUGAUGAUCUUCCAUACACACCCCCUACUGAGCUACAAAGAAAGAUUCAUUCAAGUAUUCUGCAACGAAUAAAAGAAGAACCUCUUAAAGGAUUAAUUGGGCCAGACUAUGUCACAGGAUCCAAUCUUCCAAGUCAUUCCGAUGUUCAGGUGUCCUGCUUAACAGGGUUAUGGAUUCAGGGACCUGUAUUCUUUCUAGAAGAUGGAAAGUCUGCAAUAUCAUUGAAUGACGCUUUAAUGUGGGCCAAGGUUAACCCAUUCUCACCUUUAGGAACAGGAAUGCGACUCAACCCAUUCUAAGUGCGGUGAGAAGGCAAAUACUUUACAACAGAACAACAAACAAAUGGGAACGGGGCGAAAUGGUUUUGAAAUAGGACUUUCCGUUGUUUUUUGUUUCUCUGCAGAAAAAGCUGAAAUAUCAGAUGCGGCUAUAUUUAGUUUGUGUUUGGUAAUGGUAAAGUCAAAUCUGUGUAUAUAAUAAUCAGAGAGAAAAUAUAUAGUUUGACUAGCCAAAGACCAACAUUUUCUGUCAAUCUGUUUACAUAUUCCUUAAUGCAGUUUAUUACCACACCAUAAAUAACACUGGUACUGACUGUAUAUGUUUGAACGCACGGCAAGCUCCUUAGUGGUCCCAUUAGCGCUGUACAUAGGCAAAGAAAAAAAAAGCUGUGAAAUUUAUGACCAUUUUUAAGUAAUGUAAAGAUUUAUCACACAAAUUUGUACUGUAACUUCUACUGUGUGUAGUAUACCACUAAUUGUAAAAAUAUACACGAAUGAAGGCAGACGUUUGAUCAUAUACUUCCCCUUCCAUUUAUUGUUUAUACAGAUGUUCUAUUUACAGAAUAAAGUUAAAGUAAAUGUA